GAUUUGUUUCUUUUUUCUUUCUUUUAGCUUCCAUAAUGUUACCGGGCGCUGACGCAAACGCACGCCGGGCAGGAGAGCUCGGAGGGCGGCUACGAUUUCAAGGAAGCUAUUUAGGAAAAUCUGAGAUAAAUAUAAUUUGCAUAAUAAUUUGGAACACGGUCCCGUGUUCCAAAUUAUUAUGCAAAAUGUAUUUAAGUGUCAUAAAGAUUACAUUUUUUGUUUUUCAAGUAAACUCUCGGUAUUGUAUGACUCUUUAAAUGACUGAAAUCAACCUCAGUUAUGUGAUAGUCACAUGAUAGUCUGCCAGGUGAGCGCAAUUAAGGAAAGUCUAUUUAAGUUCCGCGUUUCUAAGCGUUCGGCCAUUUCAUUCAACCAUGGGGAGGAAAAAGGAUCUCUCUGCUGUUGAGAAGCGUGAAAUCGUUCAAUGCCUUGGACAAGGUAUGCAGACAUUCGAUAUUUCACGAAAACUUAAGCAUGACCAUCGAACUGUAAAGACAUUCGUCGCUGAUUCGGAGCACACGCGGGUUUGUGCAGAUAAAGGCACGACGAGGAAGAUUUCUGCAAGACAAAAACGUCGAAUCAAGAGGGCGGCUGCUAGCAUGCCACUACAGACGAGCAAACAAAUAUUCGACGCUGCAUGUGCCGGUGAAGUCCCACGAAGGUCGAGGUGUAGGAUCCUCCAGAGCCUUGCAGUUAUGCGGAAACCCUCCAUUCGGCCACCCCUAAACAACGCGAACAAGCAGAAACGGCUGCAGUGGGCCCAGGAUUACAUGAAGACUAAUUUUCAGACAGUCCUGUUCACUGAUGAGUGCCGUGCAACCUUGGAUGGUCCAGAUGGAUGGAGUCGUGGAUGGUUGGUGGACGGUCACCAUAGCCCAACAAGGCUGCGGCGUCAGCAAGGAGGUGGCGGAGUCAUGUUUUGGGCCGGAAUCAUGGGGAGAGAGCGGCUUGGCCCCUUUAGGGUCCCUGAAGGCGUGAAAAUGACGUCUAUAAAAAUGGCGACAAAUAUGAUUUGCGGGAAAGUAGUGGCAAUGAGGAGUGCUCUGCGUGCAAGGAGCUGGAUUUGUGCAGCUGAUGGCACCUUGUCAAUGCACGGCCAGCACAAUAAUGUAACUGUUGCCCUCUGUGACGGCGAGAAAGCCUAUAAAAUAGUUCUAUUUGAACACUUGGCUGCCCUCGUCACAGAGGGCAACAGUUACAUUUUUUUAAACUUCGGUGUGGACCAACGGGGGCAAGGGCUCCUCACCAAACCCGCCUCAAAAAUCUUCAUGGCGGCCGAAGUGCAAACCAGCCCACAGCUGGAAGAAGAGGCCAGGGCCCUGGUAUACCCCAACUCAGUGGCAUCAUCUCCUCAGGAGGUAGUGAAUAAACUACCUGAGGAGAUGGUGUCACUGGAUGGCGUGAUAACCGAUAUGCGUCCUAUCCGCAUGGUGCGCCAGCGAGGGAACCACCUGGCACCAUUUCGACAUUUGACGCUCAAAAAAGAUGAAGCCACUGUCAAAAUUGGACUUUGGCGGGAGGCUAACCUCGUAGAGCUGAAGGUAGGGGGUUCCUUCGUGUUCACCCACCUGAGUGCCCAGGCGACCGAGUCGGGAGUCAUGCUCCACUCGACAACGUACACGGAUGUAAAGGCCUGCAACUCCAGCCUCAUCAUUACCGUCGUUGGUAUACUCUAUGGGGAAGAGGUGGUGGAUGUUGUGUCGGAUUCGGGGGAAGUGACAGUCAUCAAACUUGAUAUCUGGCAAAAAACCUUCAGCCAGCCCCCCCAUAUCCCACAAGAUGGGAUGCCCAUUACUGUCACCCGUGUGCAGGGUGACGUGACAAAGAUUGAAUGUGUGAAUGAAUGCAUGAAUGAAUGAAUGAAUGAAUGAAUGAAUGAAUUGUUCGAAACAAUUGAAUGUUUGCAAUUUAUUGAAUGCAUGAAUGAAUGGUGAUAAAUAAAUGUUACAUGUUCACUUUUCGAACAACAAAGGACACUGAUGUGUUUGUUUUAUUGAUUUGUUAACACUGACUAUCUCUUUUAUGUAAUGCGUUUGUGCAUUAGUUUGUGGCUUUCUAUUUUCAUAUGUUUCAGAUUCCAUUUGGGAAGGUUAGUGGAUGUAGUUUAUCUUUGAGAGAGCUCUUAUUUUACUCAAUUAACAUACUACAAAUGAGCAAACAAUAUGAUAUCAAACUGGUUACUUUAAAUUUGUACAUAUAAUAUUCAUAACACUUCUAAUUUCUACAUUUUUCCACCGAUUCAACUUGUUCCAACUUUCAACUGUUCAUCUUUUGCCUACCUAUUCCACAACUUCCCACUUACCAAAAACGUCACAUCUUUCAUUUUGAAAUUCAACCCAAAUUCUCUCAAAUUCCAUUUUUCUACUCUAAUUUCUACAUUUUUCAACCGAUUCAACCCAUUCCAACUUUCAACUGUUCAUCAUUUUUCUACCUAUUCCACAAUUUCCCACUUACCAAAAAUUUCACAUCUUUUAUUUUGAAAUUCAGACCCAAUUCCUUUUUCCGUUCUCAUUUCUACAUUUUUCAACCGAUUCAACCCAUUCCAACUUUCAACUCUUUAUCUUUUGCCUACCUAUUCCACAAUUUCCCACUUACCAAAAACCUCACAUCUUUUAUUUUGGAAUUCAACCAAAAUUUUCUAAAAUUUCGUUUUUCUACUCUUAUUUCAACAUUUUUCAACCGAUUCAACCCAUUCCAACUUUCAACUGUUCAUCAUUUUCCUACCUAUUCCACAUUUACCAAAUACUUCACAUCUUUUAUUUUGAAAUUCACUCCCAAUUCCUUUUUCCCUUCUCAUUUCUACAUUUUUCAACCGAUUCAACCCAUUCCAACUUUCAACUGUUCAUCAUUUUUCUACCUAUUCCACAACUUACCAAAGAUUUCACAUCUUUUAUUUUGAAAUUCACACCCAGUUCCUUUUUCCCUUCUCAUUUCUACAUUUUUCAACCGAUUCAACUCGUUUCAACAUCAUUCUGCAGCAUUCCUUAAAUAUUUAUUCAACUUCUUCACCUUCACACGCAAUUCCUUCAGGAAUUGCAAAUUCUAGUUAGUGUGAAGGUGACACACUUCACACUAUUGUUAUUCCUGUACUUUAUUAGUGUGAAGGUGAAGACCUUCACACUAUUGUUAUUCCUGUCCUUUAUUAGUGUGAAGGUGAAGACCUUCACACUAUUGUUAUUCCUGUCCUUUAUUAUUAUUAGUGUGAAGGUGAAGGCCUUCACACUAUUGUUAUUCUACAACAUUUUGCGCUACCUUUUCGUUAGCUUUCUUUGGCGCUUAACUAGUUCCACAUACUUCAACCGAUUCACUCCAUUCCACUUUUCACUUAUUCCAAAAAUUCAUGGCAUGGGUGCUCACAGUUUUCUCGUUCCAAAAAUUUUCCGUUUUCGCAUAAUUCACAAAUUUAUGGCGAUUUUUGCCCCAUUCAUUCUUAAUGGCAGAUUCAACAUUUCACAUUUACGUUGUUCCAGUUUGAUAUUCACAUAAUUCAACACAUUCAAAUCACAUUGGGGACAUUCCCAAACUUGCCAAAUUCAAAAUUUUCACGUUUUCACUUUUAAAAUUUGCAUAAAAUUUUGCAAAAUUUCAUAAAAUUUCGUUUUUCACUUCUAACUUAUACAUUUUUCCACCGAUUCAACUCGUUCCAACUUUCAACCAUUCAUCUUUUGCCUACCUAUUCCACAACUUCCCACUUAUCAAAAACUUCACAUCUUUUAUUUUGAAAUUCAACCUAAAACUUCACAUCUUUUAUUUUGAAAUUCAACCCAAAUUCUCUAAAGUUUCCUUUUUCUACUCUAAUUUCUACAUUUUUCAACCGAUUCAACCCAUUCCAACUUUCAACUGUUCAUCAUUUUUCUACCUAUUCCACAACUUACCAAAUACUUCACAUCUUUUAUUUUCAAAUUCAUUCCCAAUUCCUUUUUCCCUUCUCAUUUCUACAUUUUUCAACCGAUUCCACCCAUUCCAACUUUCAACUGUUCAUCAUUUUUCUACCUAUUCCACAGUUUCCCACUUACCAAAAACUUCAUCUUUUAUUUUGAAAUUCACACCCAAUUCCUUUUUCCCUUCUCAUUUCUACAUUUUUCAACCGAUUCAACCCAUUCCAACUUUCAACUGUUCAUUAUUUUUCUACCUAUUCCACAACUUCCCAUUUACCAAAAACUUCACAUAUUUUAUUUUGAAAUUCACACCCAAUUCCUUUUUCUCUUCUCAUUUCUACAUUUUUCAACCGAUUCAACCCAUUCCAACUUUACACUGUUCAUCAUUUUUCUACCUAUUCCACAACUUCCCACUUACCAAAAACUUCACAUCUUUUAUUUUGAAAUUCACACCCAAUUGCUUUUUCCCUUCUCAUUUCUACAUUUUUCAACCGAUUCAACCCAUUCCAACUUUCAACUGUUCAUCAUUUUUCUACCUAUUCCACAACUUACUAAAAACUUCACGUCUUUUAUUUUGAAAUUCACACCCAAUUCUCCAAUAUUUCCUUUUCCCGUUCUCAUUUCUACAUUUUUCAACCGAUUCAACCCAUUCCAACUUUCAACUGUUCAUCAUUUUUCUACCUAUCCCACAUUUUUUUUAACCUAUUCCACAACUUACCAAAAACUUCACAUCUUUUAUUUUGAAAUUCACCACAAAUUCUCCAAAUAUUCUACAUUUCUCAAGUAAUUCAACAUGUUUCCACAUCGUUCGGCAGCAUUCCCCGAAGAAGUUAUUCAUACAUUUCGCCUUCACACGCAAUUUCUCCAGAAAUUGCAAAAUUCUAGUUACAAAGGAAACUUUGACUUUGAAGAAACCUCUAUGACGUUUCUUUGAUAAGUGCAUGUUGCAUUUGGUGUAAUGGCAUGAUACUGACUGAGUCUUUUCUGGAUCAACAGAAGCAAAUUCGAAAAAUGGCAACCCCAGAAAACACUCCUCAAGAUGCAUACAAUGAGCUGAGGGCCAUUUACAAGACGGAGCUGGCGAAAGCCCGUGCGGCUCUGGUCUUAGAGGCCACAGAGCGUGAACGUCUGCAGGUGGAGUUGUCCAAGCUGAGGAUUGAUUUUGACAAGCUGGAAGCAAGGGACACGAAGAAAGAAUCCGAUCUGGCGAAAGCCCGUGCGGCUCUGGACUCAGAGGCCACAGAGCGUGAACGUCUGCAGGUGAAGUUGUCCAAGCUGAAGAUUGAUUUUGACGAGCUGGAAGCAAGGAAGUCGCAUCACAUUCAAAUCCUUAAAGAUGAGCUGGAGUUUGAAAAGAAGCUGCAUUCCGCGGACUUGCGCAUGGUCCAAAGCCAGCACGAGUCUCGCAUGGUGGAGUUAGAAGCCGGCCAAAAAGUGAAAGAUCUGGAGGAGGCUCUGUCUACAGAGAGGGAGCGGACCCAGAACAAGGAGGAGAGGGUACGCCAAACCAUGUCGGCCAGCAAAAAGAGGAAACGUCCGAAGGACAGCGAGGGUUUGAGCUCGGGCGGAUGCAAUGUGCCUCGUCCUAAAAUCGCCCAGCAGGUCACUGUGGAUGAGCAGCAGGUCACUCUGGAUGAGGUGGACUCGUACGGCAAAUAUGUCAGACUCCGCAAUACAGUUGAUGAGGAUCAGAAUUUGGGGAACUGGCAGGUGAAGCUCCAGAUUGGAUCUUCUGCUCCCAUUGUAUUCAAGUUUGCCGCAGAAUUCAUCCUGAAGGCCCACGAGAGUGUCACGAUCUGGGCGGCUGACGCUGGCCGAAACCACAAUCCUCCCUCUGAUCUAGUCUGGGAGACACAGUCCAACUGGGGACCCGUAGGCCAGGUCCACUUUACCUUGAUCAACGCCAACGGAGAGGAAAUAAGGAUGAGCAAAGCCACUGGCGCACGUUUGGAAGAUGAUGAUGGAAAUUCCACUUCCACCAUGGGAUAGAGGAAAUGUAAUUUCGGUUUCUUGUGUGUCUUGACAUAUGAAGGGAUUGACAAUAAAGCAGACUUUGACUUUUGACAUGGUCACAUUAUAAAAAUAUUGUAUAAAUUACAAUUAAAUGGGCUUUUUUUAAAUAAAAUCUGCUCCGACCUGUUGUGAAAUUUAAUUGAAAUAAUUGAAAUAAAGUUGUUGUUCUUUAAAAAUGA
Molecule: messenger RNA, 6070 nt
Organism: Syngnathus typhle (broad-nosed pipefish)
Lineage: Eukaryota; Metazoa; Chordata; Actinopteri; Syngnathiformes; Syngnathidae
Product: lamin-A-like
Exons: 13
Coding region: 4842-5867 (341 amino acids)
Molecular function (GO): nucleic acid binding
Source: RefSeq, a predicted model, not a curated record